GGGGGGGAGAGAGAGAGCGAGAGAGGGACUGAGUGAGAGAUUGAGAAAGAGAGAGAGAGAGAGCGAGCGAGGGAGACACAACUGUCAGAGAAUCAAUGCAAGUUACCCAAGCUGUGCUGAAAGACAUACGCAGCAAUUCUCAAGGAGAUAAGUGACUGUCAUUUCCCGGAGCAAGAUCCCAUGAGAACGCUGGAAACAUGCUGACAUUAGGACAUGUGUUCCUGCUUGUGUACCUGUGGGCAGGCUGUCGGGCAGGAGAAUUGUACCCCAGCAGCAAUGGAACCUGUACAAAAGAAAAAUGUGUUGAAGCGUGUGACGGACCCUGUCGCUUCCUUCAGUGCGUCGGUCUCCCCGCCAACGACACAGGCAAGGAGCACGUGCAGCGGCUGAAAGCCAUCAUGGAGGCUACCCUUGACCUGUACACCUUCAUGAGGUCCAGCCUCACCGGGGUGCCCUUCCUGGAGCUGCAGGGGGUGCUGGAGCUCAACCCCCUGGAGGUGGUGGAGGUCUACCAAGACGAGGAGCUGGUGCACAUGUGGCUGGCGGUCAAGAUCCGUCCGCUGCUCCGCUCCAUCUCCAAGCACUUCCUCGCCUGCCUGAGCACCAAGAACUUCAGUUGCACCACCUACCAGGCUGUCGUCCAAGAGUUCAGCCAGCACUUCUCUGACAUGAACCCAGCCAGACAGAAGUGGAUCUAUACGUUCUUCAUGUACCCCUUCCUGUCCGGAGAAGGAAUAGCCGGCUGCGCGAGGCCAGAGGAGAGCAGUGAGGACUGGCUGAUGAAGAACUUUGGCGCCUUCAGGGCCAUGGCGCGCAUCAUGGACUUCUCCCAGCUCAACAUGGUGUUCAACGGCUUGGAGGUUCUCCAUCUUCUGAGCCCCGAACAGAAGGCGGAGCUUCUGUUGAGGCCGGAGGUGGCGGGCCUGGACAACGGCACCCUGAGCCUGGUCUUCAACAGCCUGAUGGAGGGAGGCCACGGUCACUACCCUGGGCCUCGGCCGGGACCCAACACGACCUCAGGCCCUUGGGCUGGCCCGGGCAACUGGACAGCCCUGGGACCUGGCCAUCCCGCGGGACAUAUCGUGACCUCAGGCCCCUGGUCAGGCUAUGGACAUGACCACAAUUAUACCAUGUCGGGAUACCCAGACAGUGAUGAUUAUGGAAAUGGAUACUCGCAUAAUCACGAAUAUGAUUAUUCUGACUCAUCCCCACCUACCCUUGGCGAGUUUGUUUACGGUCUCACGAAGGCCAUCAAACCGCUGAGCCACUUGGUGUCAGACUUUGUUUCGCUCACACACACGCAGGAUGUGUCGGAGAUAAGGAGCACCACUCUGAUCCAGCUGCUGCUGAACUGGACUCUGGCCGAGGUGGUGAGCUCCUACAAGCCACAGAUUGGUUAUGAGCCCGCGCCGGAGGAGAUCCUCAACCUGACCGUGGAGGAGUGGUACAGCCAAGUGGUGCUGCCCAUUCUGCACACAUUCCUGCAGCCAGGCGAGGACUCCAUCAGCGAGGAGAUCCAGCUGGCCUUCCAUAACAUAUUCUACCUGGACUCCGGCAUGGCCAACGACACCCUCUCUGAGCUGGAGGAGACCUGCAGCAUCAGCCUCCAGUCGCAGUGUGGGCUCACCAACGCUGUGGAGGACGUAGCGCACGUCCUGCACUGCAUGAGCUCCAGCCACCUCUCCCUGACCGAGGACAGCAUCAUGACCCUGGUGGCCGAGAUGACCGACCGCCUCAGCUCUUUGGUCCAGGAGCUCGCUACCACGGACUUUGAGGAGGUGGUGGACUACUUCAGGGAGCUCUUCCACCAGGUGGACUCCCCCGUCCUGGCCCCGGAGAACCUGGAAGACCCAGACUUCGUCCGCCUCUGGUUCAGGGUCAAGCUGCUGCCCCUUCUCCCCGGCGUGCCCCUGGACCUGUUGACCUGCCUCAGCAUGAAGAACUUCACCUGCCCCGUGUACCAGGCACUCGUGGAAGAGCUGAGUGAGCACAUGCCACGCCUGGACCCAGAGCUGAUGCACAGUCCCAUGGUGUACGGGCACUUCAUCUUCCCCUUCCUGUUAAACCACAACGACACAGAUCCUCAUUGUGUUUCAUCAGCUGAGGACAGCGAAGAAUGGCUUGAGGAUAACUUUGGUUUCUUCUCCGUGUUUGCCUCCCUACGAGAGCUGUACCAACUAAACCCAAGCUUCGCUGCACUGGAGACCCUGGAGAUCCUGAGCCCCCAGCAGACCGCCCAGCUGCUGGUGCUGCCUCUCCCCUCCCCGGAGGGCAAGGAGGUCAUCAUCAACGCUGUGUUUGACUACCUGCUCCAGGCGCCUGAGGAGCACCAGUUCCAGGAGGUUGUGCACUACACGGCCAUGCUGGCCAGGGAGGUCAACCCACCUUGUGCUGUGAUAAGACUCAUCAUUGAGCGUCUGUACGCUGCUUUGCAAUCCUUAAAUCCAUUGUUUGAACCAUUCACUUAUGAGCACAUCGAUAAACUCAUACAAGCAGCCCCAAAAGAUUGUUUGCCACAGAAUGCCACGUGCCCAAUCACCCAGUUCAACGGUUCCCACAUCUGCAUCGGAGUUAACAGCACCGGGCUGCAGACUUACCUGAGCAUGUCAGACUCAAUGGCUGUUUCCUGUAACUUCCCCCUGGAGGAAUAUGCAUGUGCCAAGCUGGAAAACUUCACAGGCGGUCAGCUGGUGGCCCUUCUGAAGUGUGAUCUGCCCGGUAACCACAGCCACUCCAGGAGGGUGUGGAAGCUGCUGCUCACCAAGCACCUCCCCGUGUUGGAAGCAGCCUUGGAUAGGCUGGCUAACAUGAGCACGGUGAUGAUUGGCCCAUCGGCCGCUGAGGUCCUGGAUGUGAUCGGAGAGCUGAGAGUGGGCUUGCUGAGCGACGAGCAGCUAAGGGACGCGGACCUGAUGAGGUUUUGGUUCUCCGGACGCCUCAAAGGGUUCCUGGCGUCCGCGUCCGGGAGAUUCCUCAACUGCCUCGUCGACAGGAAUCUCAGCUGCCAGUCCUACCAGCAGAUACUGGAGGCGUUCAGCGGGCAGUUCGACAACAUGAGGCCGGAGCAGCAGCACACGGUGCUGCGACGUCUGGUCCUUCCCUUCCUCUCCCGCCAAGACCCAGACAGAGGCUGUGUCUCAGGCCUCAAUAGCACAGAGUGGCUGCAGAGGAACCUGGGGCGGUUCUCAGCCCUGCUGUCCCUGGGGGAUCUCCUCAAUCUGAACCCAGCCUUCUCCCCUCUGGAGGCCCUGCCGCUGCUGUCCCCCGGGCAGACUGCAGAGCUGCUGCUGCUGGCUCUCUCCCCCGAGCCCCAGCGGGAGGUGAUCCAGGCGGUGUUCGCCUUCCUCCGCGCCGCGCCCGGGGACAGGCGGUUCCUGGAGGUCCUCGACCACCUCGUCGACUUGUCUGAACAGCUCGAGGGAAACAUCUCCUGCUCGACAUACAGAACAAUUUUCACUGAGUUAGACCGGGCUAUGGUCGUGGUGCCUCUGCAUGUAGCAGCAGCCAUCGACCACAGCAAGCUGCGGCUCUUCAGCCACAUACCCAGAGACUGCAUCAUAUACAGCGGACAAUGUCCCGUCCUGGUUCUGAAUGAAACAAGCAUUUGUGCGGAAGUUAACAGCACUUUGCUGCAGCAGUACCUGGACCGGGGCAAGAUAAACCAAAGUGUGUGUGACUUCAGCGUCGAGGAAUACGCCUGCGCAUCGCUGCCGGACCUGGCUGCGGAGGACCUGGCAGCCGUGUUGACGUGCAAUAACUCCCGUGCGUCGCGGGCCCCCCUGGCCGUCUGGGAGCUCCUCUUCUCCGAGACCACCAAGGUUCUGGGACCCGCUCUGGAUCUCCUGGCCAAUAUGACCUUCCACCCCAGCUAUCCUGCCACCUCCCUGAUCCUGGAAGCCAUCAACAACGUCCGGCUGCAAAUGCUCCCCCCGGAAAUCUAUGAGAGCGAGGCCUUCAUCCGCCUGUGGUUUGGCCAGAGACUCCGCCCCUUCCUGUCGGCCAUCUCCCCCGACACGUUGUCCUGCCUCAGCACCAAGAACCUCAGCUGCAGCACCUACCAGGCCCUUGUUCAGAUCUUCAGCCAACACCAGCCGUCCAUGGAGCUCGAGACCCAGGUCAAUGUCAACGUCUUCUUCAUCAGGCCCUUCCUCACCAGGAACCACACUGAAGAUCCAAACUGUUCAGAUAACACAACCAGUGGACAAUGGCUGCAGAACAACUUUGGGGGAUUCUCUGCGCUGAUCUCUGUCAGCGGCCUGCAGAUGCUGAACGCAGACUUCGCUCCGCUGGAAGCCCUACCCUAUCUGACAGUGAGACAGCUCUCAGAGGUGUCCUCCACCCCAGGACUGCUGACCACGACCGACCAGGUUAACAUGGUGUUGGGCCGUGUCCCCAGCUCUCAGUUGGACGCCUUCUUUGACUACGUCUCACCUGCAAUAAUGGGUCAAGAGGAUCGCUUCCCCUCCCCGGUCAGGGCAGCCAUGUUACAGCAAGUGUUUGACCGCGCCAACCUCUCCGACCCCGCGGUGAGCGAUGCGGAGGUGCUGGUCUGGCUCAACGACAGACUGCGCCCCCUGUUGGUGGACCUGUCUCCGUCCCACGUCGCCCCCUUCUUCAGUCUGGUGGCUGGGAGGAACUGCAGUACAGAACAAGAUGGAGUGGGGAUCCUGAAUUCAAGUAUCUCAACGCUGAAUAACUCCACACUGAAUAAUAUACACGACCAAAUCAUCCUGCUGCUGAGAGAGCCGACCCCACUCCGCUGCUAUGACAACAACAACAACCAAAGCUUCUAUGGUUUCCUAAACGGCCGGUUCAUGGGCUUCCAGUACCCCAACCUGACAACCUUCCUGUCACUCAUGCCUGAGAGCAGACAGCCUGAGCUGGUCAACUCCAUGCCUCCCUCUGAACUUGGAGAGCUGCUACGGCGUCCUGACAUUGUGGACGAUGGAGCCAAUCUCUGUCUCCUCUACAGCCUCUAUACUAACACACCUGUGUUCCUGGAAACUGAGACCCUCCCAGAGGCGGUGGGGCGGCAGACGCUGCCAUGCGUCUGGCCCACGGCUCUGAGCAGCACGGAGAGGUCGGAGGUCGACGCCUGGUUCGAUCGGCGUCUCCCCAACUACCUGGGCUUCCUCACAAAGGACCUUCUCACCUCCGCCGCCACCCAGAACGCCAGCUGCCUGGCCUUCCAAAGACUGGUCUCCACGUUGGCGACGCACGACUACGCCGACGCUGACUUGACCACCCGGGAUGUGUACGGUGUCAUCAGGUCCUACCUGACUUCAGAAACGGUGCCCAAGUGUUACAACGCAAGCGACCCGGAGUUGAACUCCACGGCGUGGUUCGUUGAGUACAUCGGGGCCUUCACACCGUUCCUCACGCUGAACGACCUCAACACCUUCGGCCCUGUACAGGUGUUCACAGUGAACGUUCAGAACCUCGCCCUGUUCAACCAGUCGUCCCUGCCCGUCAACCUAACCGCCUUCCUCACUGAGCUCCUUUACCAGCAAGACAGCAACUUCAACCCCCUGCUACUCCCGCUCCAGUUUCGGUGCUCUGCUCCAGCUAGUUCAUUUGGCCAACUGAAUGCAGUCCAGAGUAGCAUAGUUCUGCACAAUCUAACAACUCACUGCACAGAUCUGGACCCCCAGAUCUCUGCUGCCUUAGCCGCUAACUUUGGCGACGACCUCACGACAGACGCCAUCGCUGCACUGAGCGAAGAGAGCGCCACUAGUAUUUCCGCCGGUCAGAUCAACACCGCUAGUCCGCAAGUUCUGCUGGCCUCCCUGGGAAUCCUCAGCAGUGCGACUGGCUGGAACCAAGGCCAGGCCCUGGCAAUCGUCCAAGCCCUGACGUCCUCAGGAGAGCUACAGAUCACCAACCAAGCAACAUUAACUAUGUUGGGAUCUCUCGUGGUCGGCGUUCCCUCCUCGGUCUUCGGCAGCAUCUCGGGCACAGAGCUGAUCAGCGCUUCCCAGGAUCCCACGUUCUUAACGCAUUUCAUCAGCGCACCAGCGAUUGUCCAGCAGACCUUCGUCACUCAGAUUAUAUCUGUCAACAGUAGCAGCACUGCAAUCAUAGACAACGUACCAGAUGCCCUGGCGACCGAGAUACCACGCUCCUUUCUGGUUUUCAGCAGCACCACGGUCGUCAUGAGACUCAAUAGAAAGACAUGGAGGAAGCAGCAGGCGGUGCUCUUCUUUGACACGGUUGCCAAUGGAAUGCAAAAUCAAGAGAACAAUAUUUCCUCUUCCCUCCUCGCAGGAUUCACGUGCACCCGAGUAGUGACUCUGACCAAGGCGAGGAUCCCUAGACUGGUCAGGGCCUGCAGAAGGAGAGGCAGGCAGAGGGUUAUACUGCAGGAGACCCAGUUGACCUGCAUGUACAACCUUAUCAAAAAUGAGACGGAUGUGACCAGCUUUAACCUCUACCCGCCUGAUGUGCUGCUCUACUACGACUAUUCUUUGGUGCCACAAGCAAAUUGCAAGUCAUACUUUCAAGAGCUGGCAGAGGCAGAUUUCUCUGUUUUCUCAACAACACUCCAGUUCAAGCGGGCUGAACUGUUUACCAACGCCAGGAGCUGUCUGGGCAUAACGGGCACUGGGUUGAGUGAGAACAACGUGAUGGUUCUGGGGAACAUGUGCUGCACUCUUGACAGCUCAGUCAUCAAAAACUCAGACCCGUCGAUCUUGGAGAAGCUCAAAAACUGUAAAGACUUCACUAGCCAACAAGUGACUGCGAUGGAGACCUUGCUAUUGUCUGGGAACACCACCUAUGGGGCUCCUAGUACAUGGAAUGGCCAGACUUUGGAAGACCUGGAAAUACUACCACUCUACCUGACGCAACCAUUCUAUGAGGAGUUUGACACGAGAACUAAGAGGAGAUUCCUCAGAACCUUCCUGAGAACUCUCAGAGAAAAUGGAGUGAGCCGACAAAGGACAAGAAGGAUGAAAAGAGAAAUAAGGGCCUCCAUUAGAGGUCGGAGAACGAGGGCCGCUGACGAGGGAUGCACCUCGGGGGCGAUCACGCAGGUCACCAUCAGCGACCCGACCUUCCCCUUCGACUACACCACCGCGGCCCAGUUCAACAGUUGCCUCAGCGCGGCCACCACCAGAGACAACCUUGCUGCCAUCACGCAGGCAGUGGAUGACACAGAGUACCUCCGAAUCGUUCUCGACAAGCUGCAAGAGGCGUACGCUUCCACAUCGUCCAUCCCAGAAGACCAGGUCAAGGUCCUCGGACCGGCAUCUCGAACAGCCACCAGUGAGGACAUCAGCAUGUGGAACAUCACCCAGAUCGACACGCUGUCCGACCUGAUGAACGCCGCCAAUGGGGAGUGGGAUCCGACCUUGGCUGAGGCUAUCAUCUCUAAGUAUCUGACACAUCCGGGGAACAGUCUGGGUACUGCUGAGCUGAACCAAAUUGGAGGAGCCAACCUGUGUGCUCUGAGCGUCAGUGUGCUAAGGAACAUCUCUGCAAAUAGCAUCAGAAAUGCCAACGAGCUGACGAUCACCAACUGCAGCAUAGAGAACAAGAGAGCGCUGUUUACCAUUGCGCAGGUAGCCUUCAGCACGACCCGGGCUGUAAUGGUACCAAUUACCGAGUUCCAGCUCAUCACGUCCUAUUUGGGUGGUGCUGAUUCGAGCUACAUCAACCGUUUGGCUAAUUCCAGUGUUAACAUGGACCUACCUACUUUUACCAGCCUGGACCCGGAAGUUGUCCCGAGCCUGACUGUGCCCCAGGUCAGAGGUCUCCUGGGAUCCAACACCGACGACUUAACUGCCUAUAAGGACGACCCUGUGGUCCAAGACUGGGCUAGUCGGCAGUCACAGACAGACCUCGAUGGCCUUGUUUCGGGACUCACAGGUCGUGCCGUGGCAUCAACGCCCACGCCUGCUGCAACCACUGCCGGGGGAACCACUGCCGGCGGAACCACAGCCAGUGGAACCACUGCCGGUGGAACCACUGCCGGUGGAACCACUGCCGGUGGAACCACUGCCGGUGGAACCACUGCCGGCGGAACCACUGCCGGCGGAACCACUGCCGGUGGAACCACAGCCAGUGGAACCACAGCCGGUGGAACCACAGCCGAUGGAACCACAGCCAGUGGAACCACAGCCGGCGGAACCACAGCCGGCGGAACCACAGCCAGCGGAACCACAGCCAGCGGAACCACAGCUGCAACCACAGCCGGUGGAACAACAGCUACUGGAACCACAGCCAGUGGAACCACGCCUGCUGCAACCACAGCAGGUGGAACCACAGCUGGUGGAACCACAGCCAGUGGAACCACAGCCGGUGGAACCACAGCCGGUGGAACCACAGCUUCUGCAACAGCAGCCAGUGGAGCCACACCUGCUGCAACCACAGCAGGUGGAACCACAGCUGCUGGAGCCACAGCAGGUGGAACCACAGCUGCUGGAGCCACAGCAGGUCCAACCACAGCUGCUGGUACUCCAGUUGCUGGAACCACAGUAGCCCCAGCGGGUGGAACCACGACAACCACCACGACAACCACCACUACCACCACCACUACAGCUUCCGGUGGUGAUGGCACAAGGCCAGACAUCUUCUGCCUCCUCACCCUCCUCCUCGUCUUCCUCACAUCCCAGCAUAUCCUGUCCAUCUGAAACGGCACUCAAGUAUAGCGUGGCACUCCGGGUAGUAAUGAAAUUAUAAAAGGAAAAGGGAUCCCUAUUACUGGUCUAUUUUGGUAUAUGUGACGCAAUCAAGACUGCAUCUUAGUAUUUCCUCAAUAUAUGCUUUACGUCAUGAUGAGGGAAGUAUGAAGGCUGUAACUUAAAUAGUACAUCUAAAAUAUCUAAGAUGCAUUUAUUUUCCACAGGAGUCAGUUUUGUGUAUGUAUAGCCGGCAUAAUGUUUUAUAAAUAAAAAAUGGAUAAGUCAUGUUCUGAUAUGGACCAUAAUUCAUAAAAAUGUACUUCCAUUUCUUAUGAAAAGUGUUUAAUUAUAAAAAAAAAUGUUUUUUAUUAUAAUUAUAAUAUUAUUAUUCAGCAGUACGAUAAUACAAAUAAAUGUUGGUGUUAUGGAAAAUGUAAUGCAAAAGAUUAAGCCUAUUAAAUUAUGAUUCAAUAAUUCACUAUUAAAAUUGUCUUGACUGUUAAAAAUA
This is a messenger RNA of Gadus macrocephalus (Pacific cod), 9129 nucleotides long. RefSeq lists its product as uncharacterized. The record is from RefSeq and is a predicted model, not a curated record. NCBI's taxonomy places the organism in Eukaryota, Metazoa, Chordata, Actinopteri, Gadiformes, Gadidae. Gene Ontology annotation, cellular component: cell surface. The coding region runs from base 198 to 8630 and encodes 2810 amino acids. The transcript is spliced from 65 exons. Gene Ontology annotation, biological process: cell-matrix adhesion.